Messenger RNA from Sarcophilus harrisii (Tasmanian devil), 1177 nucleotides. RefSeq names its product anionic trypsin-2-like. The record is from RefSeq and is a predicted model, not a curated record. The coding region runs from base 361 to 1080 and encodes 239 amino acids. Gene Ontology annotation, biological process: proteolysis. The transcript is spliced from 5 exons. Lineage: Eukaryota; Metazoa; Chordata; Mammalia; Dasyuromorphia; Dasyuridae. Gene Ontology annotation, molecular function: serine-type endopeptidase activity.
CAAAUACAAAUUUUCUUUUCCCCUAUUUCUCCAGAAGGACAGGAGAUCUGGAAAGGGCAGGAGAUUUGUAAAGAAAUAUGAAUGAGAAUGAUGAGAUAUUGAGCUACUAUAUAUUCCCUCACUUCUAACAACCUGUAAAGAAAAUCUAACAUAUGCUGCUUUGUGGAAGUAGACCCUAAGAAAAGCAAAUAUCUCCAAGCUUUCCACAAGGCCCUUGAACAUCCUUUUUAUUCAGGCUUUAGCUAGAAGAAACCUCUGUACCUAUUAGUAGUUACCAAAUGGCUCUGAUCUAGAUAUUAAACCAGGAUUAAUAAUAAUAGUUAACUAAGGACCUCAUCACUGGAAUACCACUUGAACUCCAUGAAAUUUUAUCUCUUCUUUAUACUCCUGAUAGCAGCUGAUGAUCAGACCGUGGCUUCCUUGGAAAAGAAUUAUGAAGAUACUAUAAUCCCUUAUAUGGUCUACUUGAAAUCCAGGCCUCCAUUCUGCAUGGGAACUUUGAUUCUGUCCCAAUGGGUGAUAACAGCAGCUCACUGCAACACACCGUCUGAGAUCAGGCUGGGAGUUCUUCAACCCAAUGUAAAGGAAAAGAGACAACAGGUCCGGAAUUGCUCAGUCAGCAUCAAACAUCCUCACUUCAAUCUCGAAAACCUGGACAACAACUUGAUGCUGAUUAAGCUAAAUAAGCCUGCCAAUCUCAACAAACAUGUAGGCACUGUUGCCCUGGCUAUUGUUCCUUCUGAAUCUAAAAGAUGUUUCGUUCCUGGAUGGAUCUGGACACAGUUGAAUAACUCAACUGACCCUGAUAUCCUGAGCUGGGUGACCCAUGAUAUUAUUCCUGAUGAGGAAUGCACCAAAAUGCUUCCAGAAAAAAUGUCAGAAAAUAAAAUGUGUGUGGGAUACUAUGAUGAUUUCAUACCUCCAUGCCAGGAAAUCUCAGCUGUUCCAGCCAUAUGUGACGGACGGAUACAUGGAAUUUUAACCAUAUCAUAUGGGUGUGUUCUGCAGGGAAGUGGUGGACUCUUUACCAAAAUCCACAAAUACAGACAAUGGAUCCAAAAUGUCACUUCUUCCUUUUAACUUCACCUUCUGGUCUCCCAUCUCUCCAGCUCUACUUUAUUAAUACUCUAUGCCACAGAGCUGAAACAGAAUGCCAAUAAAGUCAUGCUAAUCCUGA